UCAAGAGAGCACAAGUUAACCUUCAUCUCUUCCGAUAUGCCGAAUUCAAGCAGCUCCACAUCUUCCACAAAGAGCGUCCGGAGAGCUGCGUCUGAACUCGAGCGCUCCGAUUCCAUUACGGUUUACAUAGACUGCAUUGAAGUUCUUAUGCGCUUUUGGAGAUGUAAAACACCUCCAUCUGAUGUCCAGAAGUCGCAGAAGUUUGUGGGAAGGCGGCAGAGUUUGAUCGAGGAUGCGCGGAAGGAGCGCGAGGCGGCGGCCGCGGCGGCGGAGGCUGCGGGACUCAGCGAGCAGAUCGUGUUUGAGUGCAGCGAUUCCCCUGGGCAGUUCCUACAGUUUGCGCUCGAGGGUAAGGCAUGGAAGUACAGGGUCCUCCCCUUCUGGCUGUCCCUGUCCCCCCGUGUCUUUACGAAGGUCACGGAGGGCGCCCUUGCCCCGCUACGGAAAGUGGGCAUCGGGAUCCUCAACUAUCUCGAGCAUGGCCUGUGUGCGAGAACAGUUGUGGGAUCACAGGGACCUAGUGCUCCGGCACUCUGCCAGUUGGGGCUCCGGGUCAACUGGGAAAGGAGCAAUCUCUCCCUUGCGCAGAUAAUCUCUUUUUCCAGUAUGGAGUUAGACUCGGUGAGUAUGGUGGCGCGUCUCGCCAACGAGCAUGCCCAGUCCGUGCUGAACUGCCUGAGUUCCCUUAGAGGCAGGACAGUGGGAUUUACUGACCCCGUUUACAGAAAACGACGGAAGAUGAUUGGAGACAUUGCCUUCAAAUACAAACAAGGAGAACCGAUUCCCAGAGUGGAGUAUAUGGAAGAGGAGAUCGAAACAUGGCGUGAGGUUUACUCCACCCUCAGAGAUCUGUACACCACCCAUGCCUGUAGUGAACAUUUAGAGGCUUUCCACUUACUGGAGAAACACUGUGGCUACAGUCCUGAUAACAUCCCUCAGCUGGAGGAUGUGUCCCGCUUCUUAAAAGAGCGCACAGGUUUUCAGCUGCGUCCGGUGGCAGGUCUGCUCUCCGCUCGGGAUUUUCUGGCCAGUCUGGCGUUCCGUGUGUUCCAGUGCACACAAUACAUACGGCAUUCUUCCUCCCCCAUGCACUCGCCCGAACCGGAUUGUGUCCAUGAACUUCUCGGACAUGUACCGAUAUUGGCUGACAGAACAUUUGCACAGUUUUCUCAGAACAUUGGUCUGGCCUCUCUUGGAGCUUCUGAUGAAGAUAUUGAGAAACUGUCAACACUGUACUGGUUCACGGUGGAGUUUGGACUGUGCAAGCAGGGAGGGGCGGUCAAAGCGUACGGAGCAGGACUGCUCUCAUCUUAUGGCGAGCUGGUGCAUUCUCUCUCAGAUGAGCCAGAUCGACGAGAAUUUGACCCGGACACUGUAGCUGUUCAGCCGUACCAGGAUCAGACUUACCAGCCCGUCUAUUUUGUGUCUGAGAGCUUUUCAGAUGCUACAGAGAAACUGAGAGCAUAUGUGACCCGCAUCAUGAGACCAUUUUCGGUGCGGUUUGACCCGUACACAGCCAGCAUAGAAGUGCUGGACAACCCACUGAAGAUCCAGCAGGGGCUGGAGACCAUUAAAGACGAACUGAAGAUUCUCACAGAUGCCCUGAAUGUGUUGGCUUGAUUCUGCCGCGAGGAGCCAAUCAGCAGUCCCAUUCCUCUCUGCUUCAUAUGUGACAGUCUCAUCGAUAUGCUGUGUGUCUAUGUCCACAUCUGCUGCUACAGACAUUGUUGCUUUUAAAACGCUGAGUGCCAACCUCAAAACCUCACGUCGGAAGUUGAUUCCAGAAACCUUAAAAGGACUGUUCCCCCCAAAAUGAAAAUCAUGUUAUCAUUUAUAUCAUUAUCUAUGUUGUUUCAAACCUAAAUGACUUCCCAUUGGAAGUCAUAUAUUGGAAGUCAAUGGUAACCAAAACUGCUUGGUUACCAAUAUUCUUCAAAAUAUCUUUCGUCAUGUUCCACGGAUGAAAGAAAGUCUUUGGUAAAAAUAAUAAAUGUUGGAAACCAAACAGUUGCGGUUACCAUUGACUUUCAUUGUAUAGACAAAAAAUAUGGUGAAAGUCAAUGUAAGCCGAAACUGUUUGGUUUCCAACAUUUUUCUAAAUAUAUUCUUGAUAGAUAUUUUAAAUGCUGGUAACCAAACAAUUCCGGUUCACAUGCAUUGACUUGAAACGGUUUAGUUGCCAAAGUUCUUCAAAAUUUAUACCAAGAAAAUAUUUUAAAUGUUGGUAACCAAACAGUUUUUAUUCUCACUGAUUUCCACCAAAUGGAA
Molecule: messenger RNA, 2268 nt
Organism: Sinocyclocheilus anshuiensis
Lineage: Eukaryota; Metazoa; Chordata; Actinopteri; Cypriniformes; Cyprinidae
Product: tyrosine 3-monooxygenase-like
Exons: 13
Coding region: 37-1620 (527 amino acids)
Biological process (GO): dopamine biosynthetic process from tyrosine
Cellular component (GO): axon; cytoplasm; perikaryon
Molecular function (GO): tyrosine 3-monooxygenase activity; iron ion binding
Source: RefSeq, a predicted model, not a curated record